GUUGUGGCUGUAAGAACUCAGUCCCUUCCGUCUGAGCUACCACACGGAGUUUGGGAGUCAGUACGCGCGCACACAUCAGCAGCAGCAGCAACCAUGCCGAGUCGAUCCAGGCAGGAGUGGAUCCGGUUAUCCAUGCGCACCCCGGGCAUCCUGAUCUUCGGGAUGGUUCUGGCUCCCUGCGGCCUGAUCCUGAACCUGACAUCGACCGUGGCCCCAAACUGGAGGACCCUCACAGAAUUCCAGAACCGCCCGGCCGACGAGUUCCUCCAGCAAGGCAUCUGGGAGGUCUGCAGGGCCAGCUCAAUCAACACGAGAAUCGAUUGCAGCCUGCAGGACGCCACGUAUUUUCAACAACAGAUCAUCGAGGUCGCCCGGGGUUUGAUGGUGGCCUCCCUCAUCGUGACUCUGGUCGGGCUGGCGGUGGCCAUCCCGGGGGUCCGCUGCUGGAAAGACAGGCCCAACUGGAUCCUGGCCGGCCUGGGCGGACUGCUGAUAUUCCUCUCGGGAGUCAUGACCAUCAUACCCAUCGCCUGGUACACCCACAUAUUCAGGACCAUCCCGACGGUGUCUAUAAACACAGCUGCGCCUCCGAACCCAGCCGUGCAGGUUGGCUACUGCAUCAUCCUGGGCUACAUCGGCGGGAUCUUUGAAAUCCUGGGCGGCCUCGUCAUGUUCAUCGGGAUCUGCCGGUGCUGCGGGGGGAAGAACCGCGGGGAGACGCGCGUCGAGGAGGUGACGGGGACCCGGUUCAGGAAUCAGAAGCGGCCGACGAGACGAGUCGAAGUGCCGAGCCUGGACCGGGCCAGGAGCAGCGCCAGCAGCAGCAUCCCGUACUCGAAGGACUCCAUGGACGAGGACGUGUCCUUCCCCCGGGCCAAGAGCACGGCGGCCCGGACGGUCAACACCUCGAACGGCGGCAGACCCUACGACGUUGACCUGUGAGAAGGUGUCACACACGCGGGGUCCCCCACGCAGACACACGCGCGAAGGAAAAGACACGGCGAGUGGCAAAAGGCACCGAGAUGGAAAUAUUCCAGGAAGAAACAGUUACCAUCCAACCCACUUUAGGAAACUGCUAUGCGAUUCUGAAGCAUUGCAGUAAAGAAUAAAUAUGCUUGUAACUGAAACUAUAGUUCAUUUGUGACAAAAUAUUUUCUACAAAAUCAGAUUUCAGGUAUCAAACACCGUAAAUAUUGAAAUGAAACCUCACUGUUGAGUGAAGCAUAAUCCAUUUAAAGUCUGAGUGUUGCAGCGUGUCAUCACUUGAAUGUAAAUUAUGUGAGUGACAGCGAGUGCUGCAGUUUAGUACAGCUAAAGAUGAUAUGUAUUAUGGUCUGUAUUAAGUCUAAUUCUAACAUCAUUAUGAUACAGGAUAGAUGUAUGGUUCACGCAGUUGUGUUACAGAUGGGAUGAAUAUUAUAUUGUUAAAAAAGGGAGAGUAUUAUUUAAGGGGGAAAACAUGGAGGAAACCUCCAUUGUCUUUUGCAUUCUGCAAAUGAUGCAGAAUUCUAUCUGUACAUUUUUUCUCAAUUUUUAUGUAAAUCCUGUGUUCUUAUGCACUUUACAUUUAUAACCAACCUUGUAGGAAGUCAGGCCAACUUUUUAAUGAUCAAUAUUCUCGAACUAUAUGUAUAGUAUGUAUGUAUUAUACUGUUCAAUAAAUGUGCACUGUUUGCUAAUUACUCAGUUGUAUUCCUCAGUGCAAUAUAGAAAAACAAUCUUCAGAUCGUUAAAAUAUUUCAUGUGAAAAUGGCUGUGAUCACGAUGACAAUGUGGGGAAGUUAAAUGGAGUCUCAGCAGAAAGACUACAAAAGUGCCAGAACAAGAAUAAUAAAAUGUUGACAUUUUAA
This is a messenger RNA of Gasterosteus aculeatus aculeatus (three-spined stickleback), 1850 nucleotides long. Its product is annotated as claudin-23. The record is from RefSeq and is a predicted model, not a curated record. Gene Ontology annotation, cellular component: membrane; bicellular tight junction. Lineage: Eukaryota; Metazoa; Chordata; Actinopteri; Perciformes; Gasterosteidae. Gene Ontology annotation, molecular function: structural molecule activity.